Molecule: messenger RNA, 1806 nt
Organism: Phytophthora infestans T30-4
Lineage: Eukaryota; Oomycota; Peronosporomycetes; Peronosporales; Peronosporaceae
Exons: 6
Coding region: 1-1806 (601 amino acids)
Source: RefSeq, a predicted model, not a curated record
AUGAGUGACGACGAGGACAGCAAUAAUACUGUCAACCUCCACCAAAGCAGCACCAACUCGUCGAGGCAGGAAGCAAGAGGCGUGUCCUUUUCUUCUUCGCGAGGGAAAAUAUGGUUGAUUCUAGUCGUUAACAUUUCUAUCGUCACCAUGUUCAUCUUCAUGAGUUCCACGCGCUUCCCGUCUCUGCAUGGAGAAAGUAUUGUGAACGCUGCGCUGGAGCAAGACGAAGAGCACCCAGGACCAAUUGACAAGAACGCAGAGCUUAUUUUCUCACUGGCAGCCGUUCACUUCGCUAAUACGAAAGAACCACAAAUGCAAGAAACCGGAGGCUCCUCAAAAAUUACGAGCACUGAUCCUCUGGAUAAAGGACCCGACUUGAAGGAUGCAACCAAAAGAGAGACAGAAGCACCACACUUGGUGACACCAGCUGAGAUUGCAGACAUUAUUUCGCGAAUGAAGGAAUCGCAGGAUGUAUCUUCAGAAACGCUAUCUCCGUCCCCAGAGCAGCCAGAUGAAGCCGAUUACAGCUCAUCAACGGCAACUGCAGCGCCGCAACUUGUAGAUGUCGAAACUUCUAAAGUCAAGUCCAAAGAUCUUCUUGAUAACUUAUCGGUGUGGCUCACAAGUGACUCGGGUGUUGAGGUUGAGAAUUUGGAGGGUUGCUUAGCGUCAUCAGGAAAAGAUGUCGUCGCUUGUGGGGUAAACAGCUGGACAAACCAAGUUGCAAGCAUAGAUAUCAACUUCGCCGCCUCAACAUCUUUCCGCCCCGCGUCACAAAAAUCUGUGUGGAUUCCGAUCGCUCCAGACACAUACAACCAGCUUCCAACCGUGUACUUUACGUCGUGUCCUAUGGUGACAGAUAUGCUGAGAGUACACGAGUCAAUGACAGUGCUGUUCGUGCUCUCUCCAGCUCAGAUUGAGGCUGGCGACUCGUACACUGGACAGAAAUUCUUCGGGAACUCUCCGUAUGGACAGUUUGCUCUUCACGGUGGUAAACCAUCGUUUUUUGCCAAUCACGGCCUUGUAGAGAGUGCUCAGGUGAUCCCCUCGGGACAGUUCUCGCUUGUGACGUACCGUGUGGUUCCAGGCUACGUCCAAAUCAAGGUCAAUGGUGGUUCUUGGGGUGGUGAAGCUCCAGUUGAAGGCGACGAUAGACGCAUUCGAAUCACAAUUAACGAUGUGGUGAGCCUCGGCAACAGUAAGGGUGCGUGCGAUACAAACGCGUUCCAGGGUAGGAUUGCUGAGGUGCUCAUUUACGACGUUGAAUUGGACAAUGCGAAGAUUGAAAUGGUGGAAAAAUUCCUCCACGAGAAGUGGUGGGGGAAUAAGCCGUUCCCAAUAACAACAACGCCAGUGCCUGUAGUUGCAGAGACUGAACCUGUUGUGUCUAAGGUUUAUAAUCUAUUGACAGGCCCAGUGGCUGAAUCACCCGGAAAUGCCGCACAGGUCAAUGAAAUGAGCCAGCAACCUUCCUCAACAGGGAAGCCACAUGCUGAAGACACCGAGCAAGCGUCUACUCCAGCAGAGAGAUAUCAAAUCGAUCAUCGAAACAGCGAUGCUCCGGGGAAAUUUUCGAGAGUGGAUGAGGAGGACGUGAACUCGCCCAAGUUCGAUCCGCGAGUCAGCAUUUUCGAGUGGACAGCUCCUAGCCAAGCUGAUCCAGCAAAUGCAGCGCGGUGGAGGAACACAGUGAAGGAAAAGGUGGAAUACAUCCGCAACUUUCAGCUGGGUGGUGACGUACUACGCACACUGAUCCGCCAGCACAAGGACGAAUUGGUGAUGUUGCGAGAGGAGCUCUUCGGUUGA